UUUGACAUUUAAAUCUCCAUCGAAGUCGAUUGUUUUGUAUUUGAUAUUUUUGUGUGUAAAAGUCCCCCGAGAAGCGCAUCAAAAUUAGUAUUUUAAUCCGAAAGUCGUAUCCGAAGCAAGACAUGUCGGAAGGAAAACACGAAGGCACAACGCCAUCGAAAAAGACUCCGACAAAAACGUCGAGCAAAACAACUCCUCCAAAGGCGGCAAAAACUGCGGGAAAACAAACUUCCAACAACACAUCCAAAGAUCUCAACCAACUUCCGCUUGCACGCAUUCGAACAAUCAUGAAAUCCGCUCCGGAUGCCGAUAUGAUAAGUCAAGAAGCUCUCAUGAUGGUUUGUCGGGCAAGCGAAAUGUUCAUACAACAAAUGACGAAAGAGAGUCACAAGAAAAGUCAAAAACCGAAUUUGUUAGAGUACAAAGACUUGGCAGCUGUCGUUGCUUCCAACGAAAAACUCGAAUUUCUCGCGUCAAUCAUUCCGAAGAAAAUUACCGUGCGAGAAUUCAAAAAAAGACUUGCGGAAGAAUCUUCAAGCGACGAAGGAUCUGUUGAAAAUAGCGAAGAAAGUGAAUCUGAAGAGGAAUCUGAAGAAGAAGAAUCAGCAGAAGAAGAAGAAUCAGGCGAAGAAGAAACCACAAAAAUCGACAAAAAUGGCACAAUCGAAUUGAGUUCAGAUGAUGAGAAAUGAAGGAGAUUUUUUUUAGUUAAUAAAUUUUUUACCGAA
Messenger RNA from Culicoides brevitarsis, 728 nucleotides. It is a transcript of the gene Chrac-16, whose product is annotated as chromatin accessibility complex protein 1. Bases 123 to 692 code for a protein of 189 amino acids. Gene Ontology annotation, cellular component: CHRAC; nucleus. The record is from RefSeq and is a predicted model, not a curated record. Lineage: Eukaryota; Metazoa; Arthropoda; Insecta; Diptera; Ceratopogonidae. Gene Ontology annotation, molecular function: protein heterodimerization activity. Gene Ontology annotation, biological process: chromatin remodeling; DNA-templated DNA replication. The transcript has a single exon.